This is a messenger RNA of Anolis carolinensis (green anole), 2107 nucleotides long. Its product is annotated as zinc finger and SCAN domain-containing protein 2-like. The transcript is spliced from 6 exons. Lineage: Eukaryota; Metazoa; Chordata; Lepidosauria; Squamata; Anolidae. The record is from RefSeq and is a predicted model, not a curated record. Gene Ontology annotation, biological process: regulation of DNA-templated transcription. The coding region runs from base 229 to 1608 and encodes 459 amino acids.
AGGAGAGGAGCCUGGGCUCGGGCGCCAUCUUGGCCAGGCCUGGCCCUCCCUCGGUGGGUGUGUUGGGGGCUCCGACUCCCUCAGCCUCGCCCUCCUCAGGGCCGGAGCCUCUCGCCCCGCAGCCGGCUCCACCAGUUCUCCCAGGCCUCACACUUUGAAAGUCAUUUGAGGGAAGAGGUGGACACAUCUUCAUCCAUUUUGGCAGCAGCCUAGAAGCACAGAACCAAAAUGGAAGGGCAAGAGCCAGCUGCCACCCAAUUAAAAAUAUUUCCUUCUGUUGAGGCAGAGAACAAUAGAACAUUCUGGAAGGACUUUUGGGGGAAAGACCAGGAGAGCAAUCACUUCCAUUCAGACCUUCGGUGCCAGCACUUCCGGCAUUUCCGCUAUGAGGAGGCCUUGGGGCCCCGGAAGGUGUGCAGCCGCCUCCACUCUCUCUGCCGCCUGUGGCUGAAGCCGGAGCAACACUCCAAAGCGGAGAUGCUGGACCUGGUGAUCCUGGAUCAGUUCCUGGCCGUCCUUCCUGUGGAGAUGGAGCUCUGGGUGAGGGAAUGUGGGGCAGAGACCAGUUCCCAGGCCGUGGCUUUGGCUGAAGGAUUCCUCCUGAGUCAGAAAGAGGAGAGGAAGAGGGAGAAGCUCCAGGAAUCAUUUGCAGAUGAGACCAGUCAGGUGGAAAAGUCUCAUUCAGACACCAUGUGCGUUGUCCAGACUGGAAAUGGAGCAUAUUUGACAGUUGGCAGUGAAACAUGGGGAAUUGAUAGUAGCACAACUUUCCAUGAUUCUCUUCUAAGAAGUGAUUCUGUGGGACCAGAUCAGGUGACUUUUGAAGAUGUGUCUGUGGAUUUCUCAGAGGAGGAGUGGGCCCUCUUGGAUCCAAGCCAAAAAGCCUUGCACCAGCAAGUCAUGGAGGAGAAUUUAGGGAUUGUGUCAUCCCUGGGUAAAGCUCCAUUAUGCUUGUACUUUAGCCAAAAGGGAAGCCUUAUUUGUCAUCAGGCAACUCACACAGGAGUAAAACCAUUUAAAUGCUUGCAGUGUGAAAAGAGCUUUAGUCAUAAGGGAAACCUUAUUCGUCAUCAUGCAACUCACACACGAGAGAAGCCAUUUAAAUGCUCAGUGUGUGAAAAGAGCUUCAGUCAAAAGGGAAACCUUAUUAGUCAUCAGGCAACUCACACAGGAGUAAAGCCAUUCAAAUGCUUGCAGUGUGAAAAGUGCUUCAGUCACAAGCACCACCUUAUUAGUCAUCAGGUAACUCACACAGGAGUAAAGCCAUUCAAAUGCUUGCAGUGUGAAAAGUGCUUCAGUCACAAGCACCACCUUAUUAGUCAUCAGGUAACUCACACAGGAGUAAAGCCAUUCAAAUGCUUGCUGUGUGAAAAAAGCUUUAGCCAAAAGGGAAGCCUUAUUAGUCAUCAGGCAACUCACACAGGAGAGAAGCCAUUUAAAUGCUUGCAGUGUGGAAAGAGCUUCAGUCAACAGAGCAGCCGUAUACGUCAUCAGGCAACUCACACAGGAGAGAAGCCAUUUAAAUGCAUGCAGUGUGAAAAGAGCUUCAGUGAAAAGAGAAGCCUUAUUCGUCAUCAGGCAACUCACACAGAAGUAAAGCCCAUUUAAAUGCACAGUGUGUGGAGAGAACUUCAGUCACAACCACGGCUUUAGUUGUCAUCAAGGAAAUCACACAGUGGAAACAAACCAGAGUGUGGAAAGAUCUGCAGUUGAAAUACAAGCCUUCUUUUUAAAUUGUCAACCCACAAGAUAAAAAUGAGUUAAAGGCAGCAUCCCUUGUUUUACAUCAGAGGGGGCAUGAAUCCUUGUCAUAGAAACACUGAAUUAAAAAGCCUGAUUGAUUUUCUUUGAUGAAAUAUCUCAUUAAGCAUAACUGAUAAUAUUUUGAGAGCUAAAGGAAAGAUAUUUCUGGAUUUUUCAUCCAUUCAUGUAUUUUUAUUAUUGCAAAUAUUUCCUGUCAUGUAUAAUCAGGAUUAAAAAGACAUUUAAUUGAGAAGUUUGAUGAGAAGUGGGUUUGAUAAUGAGUAACAGCCCUGUGUGCCAUGUAAUUCUAUGUAUGUGGGAAUGGGUUUUCUUUUAAGAAAUACCUAAUAAAGCAUAACUGAUA